This is a messenger RNA of Phalaenopsis equestris, 660 nucleotides long. RefSeq lists its product as uncharacterized. NCBI's taxonomy places the organism in Eukaryota, Viridiplantae, Streptophyta, Magnoliopsida, Asparagales, Orchidaceae. The record is from RefSeq and is a predicted model, not a curated record. Bases 111 to 452 code for a protein of 113 amino acids. The transcript has 3 exons.
AUUUCUGUAUCUUCUUACAAACUUAUAACACCCCUUGUAUCCUACAAGCCUCUCUCCCCUUUCUCUCCCUGAAAAAAAAAAAAAUCAGAGAAAAUCAUUAGAAUCAUUUCAUGGCAAUUAGAUUUUCAUUUCUCGCUUUAACCAUUCCAGUGAAGGCCAACAGCAGUUCCAAGCCGAAAACCAGAGCCCAAAUACUCAGGCAUGGCCAGGCAGAGCUCGAAACUGCAGCAAUUUCAUUGAAGAAAUUCGCCAAACUCAACAAGGUAUUUGAAGACAAGGAGAGUGGUGUAAUUUGCUACAGAGAUAAGAAUGGAGAAUUAAUCUGUGAGGGGUAUGAUGAAGGACCCAGAUUAACUUGGCAGACUUCACAACGCAUCAGGAGCCAAGCUCGAAGAUAUAUAGUGGAGAGGCCGACGCUUGAACUGAAUGAAAUCAUCAAUUGGAAUCUCUGAUAAUUAUGGUUCCAGUAAAUAUACAUAUAUAUAAAUAUUGCUAGUUGUGCAACAUAAUGAAAGGGCGAUCCUUUUAUGUAUGAUACGUUCAUAUAAAUACAUAUGAGGCUUUAUUUAUGCCCAUAAGAUAUGAGAUUUGAUGAGCAUUUAUUAUGCACAGCACAAUGUGGUUUUUCUUAUAAAAGAAUGACAUACACCUUUUUAUGUA